Molecule: messenger RNA, 2184 nt
Organism: Pseudoliparis swirei
Lineage: Eukaryota; Metazoa; Chordata; Actinopteri; Perciformes; Liparidae
Gene: ap1s2
Product: adaptor related protein complex 1 subunit sigma 2
Exons: 5
Coding region: 172-645 (157 amino acids)
Biological process (GO): vesicle-mediated transport; intracellular protein transport
Cellular component (GO): membrane coat; AP-1 adaptor complex; intracellular membrane-bounded organelle
Molecular function (GO): clathrin-cargo adaptor activity
Source: RefSeq, a predicted model, not a curated record
GUCGUCUCACCAGCAACGACCAUCCGCUAGCUAGUUUAGCAUCCGCCUGGAUGAGCGGCUAAACUACAGAGACACCGACACAUCUGUUCGUCUCUCUCUGGUUAUGUGUUCCUCCUAAAUUCAUUGAAGUCAACAGUCGUCCGAGUAAUAAACCCGGAGCCCCGGUCGAAGAUGCAGUUCAUGCUGUUGUUCAGCCGGCAGGGAAAGCUGCGGCUCCAGAAAUGGUACGUGCCCCUGCCCGACAAGGAGAGGAAGAAGAUCUCCAGGGACCUGGUCCAAACCAUACUAGCCCGGAAGCCCAAGAUGUGCAGCUUCUUGGAGUGGAGGGACCUCAAGAUUGUGUACAAGAGAUACGCGAGCCUGUAUUUCUGCUGCGCAGUCGAGAACCAGGAUAAUGAGCUGAUCACCCUGGAGAUCAUCCACAGAUAUGUGGAGCUGCUGGACAAAUAUUUUGGCAGUGUGUGCGAGUUGGAUAUUAUCUUCAACUUUGAGAAGGCCUACUUCAUCCUGGAUGAGUUCCUGCUGGGUGGAGAGGCCCAGGAGACUUCCAAGAAGAACGUGCUGAAGGCCAUCGAGCAGGCCGACCUGCUGCAGGAGGAGGCCGAGGCACCACGGAGCGUUUUGGAGGAAAUUGGGCUGACAUAGAUCAUCAUGCUCUUUCUCCCGGCUGCAGAUCUGGAAACCCUCCACGUCACUAUCCCGCCUUCUUCUGUUGUCCCCUGCGUCAUUGUUGUAUGUAUAUGUCCUGUGCAAUCCUGUAAUGUCCUUUUUAAUGUGGUGCCUUGUGUGGUUUGAAUGUGUCUCCUAUGUACAAUCUCCGUCGCUGCAUUCCGCAGUGCUAUUAACGUAACUCCACACAGUACAAUGUAGUGAUAACAUGAAAACUGCAGUGUCAUGUUAAGAUCAUCUACCAUCACCGGUUGCGGGGUCAUUCGUGUCGACUCUUUGAAGUGCUGUAGCAGCCGCAGACGGUGCUUCUGUGUGUUUAACCGUCUCAUUUGAGUCUCAGAGCUAAGCGUCCCAAUACAUGAAGAACAAAUACUCAACAAGGGUCAUUUAAUAUAGAAUUAUAAACUGAUGACAAACAGGUUUUUACCUUGUUUGUCAAGAGCAACAAAUUAACGCAUGAUUUUAUUUACUAUAAAUCUGUCAUUUUGGACUGAUUUCGAAAGGGGCAGUUUGAGGAAAUUAGUUAUUUGUACUUAUUAUGCGUUAGAUGGAAUAUUUAGUUUUUUCAAGAUGCUUAGAAAAGGACUCUAAAAAUACCUUCAAAACAGCAGCAAGUGUUACUAAAUGUUCUUUUUGUUUUUGUUUAAACCGUCAUUGUUUAGAUAAAUAUUUUGUCCCGCUCAGUCGUGACUGACAUAACAGUAAAACAUGAGCAGCACCAGCCGGAGCUAGUGCUGUUGUGGGAAUCACACGUUUACAAUCACAAAUAUCACAAGUGAAAUUAAACUGACCUAUUAUCAAAAUCAGCGUAGAUGUUAUGUAGGUUUGUACAUGUUUCUGUUGAGGUGAUUCCCCUCCAGAAAUCAACCAUCUCAUAUUUCCUUGUCAAAACUAAAAUGUUGACCCUUCGGUAAGCGUCAGCUGUUUGUGUUUGUUAAAAUUGUCAUUGUGUUGUUCAUAUUUCUGUCAAUUGAUUUAUUUUCUUGGCAAAAAACAUUCACGAUCGUAAUGGCCUCUGGAGAUAAAUCGUACGUCAGUUUCUCACUUAGUCUUAAGUCAGGAUUAUGUAGUGAUCCGAAAAAAACAUUUUAUGUAUUAAGAUACAUUGGCUCAUAGACACAUAACCAAAGAACACUGUUUUAACAUCUCAAUGGUGUCUGUGGAAAGCUGACAUGGCUGAAAAGGGAUGUAGAACUGCAGGAUGUUGGACAGAACAUGUAUGCAGGGGUCAUUCGGCCACAAUAUACCAGUAUUAUGUCAUUAUUCCUAUUCGUUAGGGUUCAGGUUUAUCUCCAGAUUCUUCAUGGUGAAACAAUAGACGACGAGCUGCACAUAUCCGGGUACGUAUUUAUCACCGUCGGCUUGUUCACUUGGCCGUAGGAUUGCAGGAGAACAAGCCCAACAAGUGAUGAAUGGAUGCUCAUCCAAACUAUCUGCAUUCUUAAAACCACAAAGUGUUUCUGUUGAAUAUUCAUAAGAAAUAUGAAUUAUUAAUAAAGUUCAUCUUUGAUUUGU